Anthostomella pinea is the source of this 1053-nucleotide messenger RNA. The record is from the annotation of a GenBank genome assembly. Lineage: Eukaryota; Fungi; Ascomycota; Sordariomycetes; Xylariales; Xylariaceae.
AUGGCCGCGCGAGAAGAGACGCAGUCCCAAGUCAGCGCCGUGCCCGCGCCGGAGGUGGCUGAUCUAGGAGCGCCAUUCAGCAUUAAGGAGGUCCUCGCACGACUCAAUGGUGUGUUCCCGAUGGACGAGGCUGUUAUCGAAGCUCUGCCUGCAGGAGCUACGUUUGUCUCCGUAGAGCACUUUGGGUUCAGUGCGUUUACCAUCACAGGUCGUCUUGUCGCAAGACAGAAGGAUGGCACGGAAACGCUUUGCUUCUUGAAGGUAGCCUAUAAUGAGCAUGGCCGGAUUAUGUUGUAUGGCGAGUGGGAAUCGUCCAGGUAUAUCCACGGCAUCAUGCCUGACUUUAUACCUACGCCACUUGGGUUUGGCAAAUACAAGGCAAAGGGUCCAGCUACUUACUUCUACCUCUCUGAUUUCGUCGACAUGGAUGUCACCACAGCACCCGACCCCAUGGAGUUCACAACCAGGCUGGCCAACAUGCACCAAAUAAGCCGAUCGCCCACAGGAAAAUUCGGAUUUCAUAUCACCACGUGUGAUGGGAAGAUGGCACACACAGUCGAGUGGCAGGACAGCUGGGCCGAAUUCUACAAAAAGCUUCUACUCGGCGUCUGCGAGGUCAUACCUCGGCUACUCGGAGUCUUGCAAGAGAAUGGUCGGCAGAUCAAGCCCAGCAUCAUCCAUGGUGACCUGUGGGAAGGAAACAUGGGUAUAAAUAUGGAGACGGGUAAUACUCUCCUCUUCGAUGCUGGAUCAUACUUCGCCUACAACGAGAUGGAGCUAGGUCACUGGCGGUGCGAGUUCAGCUCGCACUUCCGCUCGCCGCUCUACACCCGCCAUUAUGUCGAAAAUUUUACCGCCGCAGAGCCCCCGGAAGAGUUCGAUGAUCGCAACAGACUGUACAGCAUCAAGGGUGCCAUCAACUACUCUGCCGGCCAUCCUGGAAGCCAACUGCGCAAAACAGCCUACAAUAAUAUGGUGUAUCUCUGCGAGAAAUAUGCGUCUUGCGAUGGCAUCGAUGCUAGCCCAGAUGUCAACGAAGUCUUCAAUAUCUGA